Molecule: messenger RNA, 488 nt
Organism: Hibiscus syriacus
Lineage: Eukaryota; Viridiplantae; Streptophyta; Magnoliopsida; Malvales; Malvaceae
Product: UDP-arabinose 4-epimerase 1-like
Exons: 5
Coding region: 72-458 (128 amino acids)
Source: RefSeq, a predicted model, not a curated record
GAUUACUGAAAUUGAGGCGUAAGUUCAUGUUGUUGUCAGCUUAAGACAAGUUCUAGGAAGCUUUUUUUCAGAUGCUAAAUUUUGCUAGAGGAAGAAGCCAGCAAAGGUCUACCAGAUCUAUGCCUUUUGCUGGCAUGGAAUAUCAUGAUCCCAAAAGGAAGAGCAAUUUUGUAGGAAAAAUCCUUAUGGCUGCAACCCUUACAGCCUUGUGCAUUAUUAUGCUCAAGCAAUCCCCUACGUUUGGUACUCCAAGUCAGUUUUCCAAACACGAAGAAGGCGUAACUCAUGUUCUUGUAACUGGCGGUGCUGGCUAUAUUGGUUCACAUGCUGCUUUACGACUUCUGAGGGUCAUACCGUGUAACUAUUGUGGACAAUCUUUCACGUGGAAACAUAGGUGCCGUCAAGGUUCUACAAGACUUAUUUCCAGAACCCGGAAGGCUUCAAUUCAUUUAUGCUGAUCUCGGUGAUGCAAAAGCUGUGGAUAAAAU